AUGUCCAAGGCCACCCCGAAAUACCUCCUCCUCUCCCUCCCGACCUCCGUCGUCCCAUCACACCACGCCGACGACGCCCUUGAAGCAAUUUCCACCACCGUGUCCCCGGAAAAUGGCAGCGUAGCCCCGUUUUCAAUCCCCGAAUUCAAAAUCGGUACCCUAGACGCCCUGGUCCAGCAGGCGGAUGAACUGGCUAAGCUUGAGAGCCAGUGCCAGGGUGUUGUGGCUAAGGUUGCGGAUGCGUUGAGGAAUAUUCUUGAUGGUGAUGAAGCACAGAUUGAGAGGAUGAUGGUUGUUAAUGACAAACCGGUUGACCAGUAUCUUCGAACAUUCCAGUGGAAUAAGGUUAAGUAUCGCGCGGAUAAGUCGCUUGCGGAGUUGAUUGAUCUUUUACACAAGGAGGGCGCCAGUAUCGACAAUGACAUCCGUUUCAAAUACUCGCAAUAUAACCAGGUCAAGAACACGCUGGCAACCCUGCAGCGCAAACAAACGAGAUGUCUACCAAUGCCAAAAUCGCAAUCGCAAUCCAAUCCCAAACCCCCGCUAAUCCAGCCAACCCGCAGAGGAAACCUCUCCACAAAAUCCCUCGCCUCAAUUGUCGACCCCCGUACCGUCGUCCAAGACUCAGAGUACAUCGAAACGCACCUGAUCGCGGUUCCAAACUCCCAAGAGAAAGAGUUUCUCAAGAACUAUGAGACCGUCGCACCAAUGGUCGUCCCGCGCUCUGCGUCACUAGUCGCCUCGGACAACGAAUUCACCCUGUACGCUGUGACGACGUUCAAGAAGCACAGCGUCGAAUUCGUGCACAAGGCCCGUGAGAAUAAGUGGAUUCCGCGUGACUUCAAGUAUGUGGAAGGCGGCAAGGAAGAGGAGCGGAAAGAGGUUGAGCGUGUUGGUGGUGAUGAACGCAAGGUUUGGGGCGAGACGCUUCGUCUUGGUAGGACGGCUUGGAGUGAGGCUGUUAUGGUUUGGAUUCAUGUGCUUGUUCUCCGGGUGUUUGUCGAGACAGUCCUGAGAUAUGGAUUGCCUUUGGACUUUGUUUCUGCGUUGGUUAGGACCCCCUCUUCCAAGCAAGCGGAUAAAGCAAAGAAGAACCUCGACGACAAGUACUCCUACCUCGCCGGCAAUGCCUUCGGCCGCGACAAGAAGGGUCGCGUGCAGCGGGAUGACCCGCAAGACAUGCACGGAGCAGGCGAGGGCAGUGCGGAGUACACGCCGUAUGUGUUCUACGAAUUUGAAUUCAAUUGA
Molecule: messenger RNA, 1248 nt
Organism: Penicillium cosmopolitanum
Lineage: Eukaryota; Fungi; Ascomycota; Eurotiomycetes; Eurotiales; Aspergillaceae
Product: H(+)-transporting V1 sector ATPase subunit C
Exons: 5
Coding region: 1-1248 (415 amino acids)
Biological process (GO): proton transmembrane transport
Cellular component (GO): vacuolar proton-transporting V-type ATPase, V1 domain
Molecular function (GO): proton-transporting ATPase activity, rotational mechanism
Source: RefSeq, a predicted model, not a curated record